AUGUCAGCCGGACAAAGACACCCCGAGCCGCUUCGUCGGGUCGUAACUGCUCAUGAUUCGAGAACCGGACGAGCUGUCUUUGCCGAAGCAGAUGAUGAGCAGGUGUCGUUUACUGGAUUCCCUGUUCCCCCCGGCAAGCCCCCAACGUCGGACUAUGCUUUGGCCUAUAAUACCUCUACAUUUCCAGUGCAAGGGCUCUCCCCUGUGACUGAUACAACCCCGGAUUCCCAAGCCAAUACCGACAUUAAGCAAUAUAAGUCCCAACUCUCUGAUCCAUCUCCUUUGAAUCCGCCAAACGGCACAUCUUGCACAAUUAUUGAGGUACCGCCGGGUGCCGCGGUCCCGAUGCACCGAACAACGACACUCGACUAUGGUGUCAUAAUUGAUGGCACUACAGAAUUAAUACUUGACUCUGGAGAGAAAAAAACAUUAAAAAAGGGCCAUGUGUUUGUUCAACGAGGCACAGCUCAUGCUUGGCGGAACGUGACGGAAAAGAACGACAAUUCUGGCGUUUUACGUGUCUUUUUCGUCUUUCAACCAAUCGAAAAGGUGCGACUGGAUGGCGGGAAGGUUGUCGAUCAGGAUUUAAAUCUAUCUCUGCAUUCUUAA
Penicillium canariense is the source of this 609-nucleotide messenger RNA. Its product is annotated as cupin domain-containing protein. The record is from RefSeq and is a predicted model, not a curated record. Lineage: Eukaryota; Fungi; Ascomycota; Eurotiomycetes; Eurotiales; Aspergillaceae. The coding region runs from base 1 to 609 and encodes 202 amino acids. The transcript has a single exon.